CAGCGGGGGGCGUGGCCUCAGGCAGCCGUCAGACGGGCUUCUCUCCGUGGACCAACACAUCCAGAGGUUCCGCUAAGAGCAUCUGGACGCUGAGACGAUCUCACCGCUGUCAGUUUGCAGAUGAUGAGGUGACCUGGCAGCCACAGCGAUGGAGGACCUUUGGUGUGUGGCUGUGGCCAUUUUCCAGCUGUGGGUGUUUGUGGUAGUGUUCUUCAUCAUGUUUCCUGCCAUGUUCGGUCUUUCUUUGGGGGUCACUGGAGUCUACAUCCAGAUUCUGGUCAAAAUAUUCGAGUGGGCUACAGUACGGAUCCAGAGGGGACGGCAGGAGCAGUCCAGCUUACCUGUCCCUCUGCAUACAGGGAUCAUAGAGCGAGCAAGUGGCUCAAUGCAGGAGCAAAUGGGGCAGCUCUGCCGCCCUCAGCCCACAGCAGCAGGGGAGUUCUGUUUGAGUGAUGCAAUGUAUUUCUGCAAGAAGGGUCUCGAGAGCAUUGUGGAUGACCAGGUGACGCAGCGAUUUUCCUCAGAGGAGUUGGCCUCGUGGAACCUCCUGACCCGCACCAACCAGAACUUCUACUACAUCAGCCUUCGUCUCACCAUCAUUUGGGGCCUUGGAGUCUUUGUGCGAUACUGCAUCCUCUUCCCCUUCAGGAUUGCUCUUGCCAUUAUUGGCCUCUCAUGGCUUGUGAUCGGAACAACCGUGGUUGGAUUUCUUCCUGAGGGCAGUGUAAAGAACUGGCUGAGUGAGCUGGUCCACCUAACCUGCUACAGGAUCUGUGCCAGAGGACUAUCUGCUACCAUCCACUACCACAACAAAGAGAACAGACCUAAGAAAGGAGGCAUAUGUGUUGCAAAUCACACCACCCCUAUCGAUGUGGUGAUUCUGGCCAAUGAUGGUUGUUACGCCAUGGUGGGGCAGAUUCACGGAGGUCUGAUGGGGGUCCUUCAGAGAUCCAUGGUCAGGUCCUGCCCCCAUGUCUGGUUCGAGAGGUCAGAGAUGAAAGACCGGCACACUGUGACCAGCAGGCUGAGAGAUCACAUUGCUGCAAAGACCAAACUUCCCAUCCUCAUAUUUCCUGAAGGAACAUGUGUCAACAACACCUCGGUCAUGAUGUUCAAAAAGGGAAGCUUUGAAAUUGAAGGAACAAUUUAUCCAGUUGCAAUUAAGUACGACCCUCGACUUGGGGAUGCUUUCUGGAACAGCAGCAAAUACAACAUGGUUAGCUACCUACUACGCAUGAUGACCAGCUGGGCCAUAGUCGUCAAUGUGUGGUAUCUCCCUCCUAUGACCAUACAGGAUGGAGAGGAUGCAGCUCAGUUUGCCAACAGAGUCAAAUCUGCCAUUGCUCAUCAAGGAGGACUGUUGGACCUGGCAUGGGAUGGAGAACUGAAGAGAGGGAAAGUGAAGGAUUCAUUGAAGGAGGAGCAACAGAAGAUAUACAGCAAGAUCAUAGUGGGACAAAACGGCAUUGCUCCCCCAGAAACACGUAGUCAACGCAAAGAUGAUCAAUAAUCAUCUUCCAGUGAGGAACUUGUGAUCAGGUCUUUGCUUGGAAACUGAUGAAGCAUCAGAAGCACCAGCUGACUGUUCCUGCACGGAGAGCUUCACCUCAUGUGUUUAUAUAUUUAAUAAGUCUUUUAUUUUCAUUAAGCGCUUUGUGUGUGUCUGUGUGUGUGUGUGUGUGUGCAUGUAGCAACGCCCGUCCACCAGCAGGGAGCAGUGUGUGAUCACAUUGCCUUUUAGUUUUGCUCCUCCCAGGACCAGAGGACAUGUGCCGUUUCUGUUAUUGACAGUGUCACCACAGCAACGGUGUUCAUUAUGUGUGUGAAUGUUGGAUGUUGUUUUUAUGGAGCUUUAGUUAUAGGACAGAAAAUAAAAAUCAUAUUUCAUAUAACAUCAAGAAAGUUCACUGAAAGAAUCCAGA
Molecule: messenger RNA, 1922 nt
Organism: Girardinichthys multiradiatus
Lineage: Eukaryota; Metazoa; Chordata; Actinopteri; Cyprinodontiformes; Goodeidae
Gene: gpat3
Product: glycerol-3-phosphate acyltransferase 3
Exons: 13
Coding region: 149-1510 (453 amino acids)
Biological process (GO): triglyceride biosynthetic process
Cellular component (GO): endoplasmic reticulum
Molecular function (GO): glycerol-3-phosphate O-acyltransferase activity
Source: RefSeq, a predicted model, not a curated record